Molecule: messenger RNA, 1035 nt
Organism: Dentiscutata erythropus
Lineage: Eukaryota; Fungi; Glomeromycota; Glomeromycetes; Diversisporales; Gigasporaceae
Source: the annotation of a GenBank genome assembly
AUGGAACAAACUAUUUCAAGUAACAAUAGUGAUAGGCCGUUUCCAACUCUUCCAAAUGAAAUAACUUUAUUGAUCUUGUCAUAUCUAAAUCAACAAACGAGAAUCAAGAUCCUUAGAGUUUCAAAAGCUUUUCGUGACAUAAUUUACUCUUCGAUUCUUUGGCAUGAGGCUAUCAUUUAUAACACAAGAGGUUUUGGAAAGGAAGCUUUGGAAAUAUUAAAAAAAGUGCACUCCUUAGGUGCGAGAGCGAGUGGUCUUGACGACGAAUUUGUUAGAAAGUUACUUAUGGAUCCCCCUGGUCAAUCGUUAAGAGUAUUGGAUUUAUCGAUUAACGCUAUAACUGAUAAAACCGUAUUUUACAUAGGCAAUAAUUGUCCAAACCUUCAAAAAUUAUUUUUAGAAGGCUGUGACGAAAUAACAGAUAUCAAACCUUUAAUUAACCUUUCCUCUCAUUUAAACGCUUUAAUCCUUUCUUAUUGUAGUGAAUUAUUAGAUUCUACAAUUGCUGAUCUAAUUUCUUCUGUUUUUGGUGUGAAUCUUUCUAAGCUGGAUUUAGAUGGAUGUCAUAGAUUAACUGAUGUUAGUAUAUAUAGAAUAUCUUGCUAUUUGAAAAAUUUGGAAUAUCUAGCAAUCGAUGGUCAAGGAAUUAAUGAUGAUCCUAUAAUUAAUGAAAGUAGCAUUCUCACCAUACUUACUUCUUGCCCAGAUAUUCAAGAAUUAAUGGUAACCGGGUGUAAUGAUAUAACUUGUGAAUCGAUAAUCGGUAAAAAAUUUCUGAACUUGAAGGUCUUAAGUCUUUUGAGCUGCAGAGCUGUUGAACCUAUCACACUUCAAGCGAUCAGUGAACUUAAUAAAAAUGUCUACAUAAUUGAUUAUUACGGCGAAGUUUAUAAAAAUGGAAAGAAAAUUGGUUUUCAUGAAGAAGUACAUGUUGAUGGCGAAGAUGUUGAAUGGAUGGUUGGAGGUAGAGAACGAAGAUCUGGUUUAUUGCGUGUUGGACAUUUUUUAAGAUUUUUUAAAGGUUAUUUCAUUUAA